CUUGCUCUUCUUUUGUGGAGCUGAAAUGUUUUUUAGUUGUUGCUGUUAUUUAACAAGCAAUAAUAGAGAAGGAUAGGGGUAAUUGUACAUAAAAGCUUUAAAGAGGAUGAUGUCAAGGUUAAGAGGAUAGGAGAGAAAUUUGUUAAUAGAGCUUGUUUUAGGGGAAUAAACAUUUAACAUAGUUAGCAUAUAUGAUCCUCAAAUAAGUUUAGAAGUAUCCAUUAAGCAACAUUUAUAGGAGGAUAUGAAUGAAUUGUUUCAAAGGAUACCAAUGAAGAAAAAAUUUCUGUUUCUGCAGGCACAAAAUCCUGAAAAUUUCAAGAAAUCAAUUAUUUCAAUUGGGAAAAUGAUAACUUUUUUAAAACUUCCCAGAAGUGACAUUGAAUGGUUCUCUGAGCAGAAAUUUCAGGGUUAUUUACAGGCAAUUGUUUUAUUUGUAUAUCAUAGUAACAUGAAGAAUAAGAAUUCUGUGCCUGUACAACAACAUGCACAGCAACUUCAACUUUCUGGUUGCCAAUCCCAACCAUCUCAGCUGCAGCAUAACAAAAAUGUGAGACCCCACUUUCAUACAGUGAAGUUACCCUCAAGAAGCACUCCAAUUGGUAUAUCUCCACUUUCAGAAAUAGAGCAAGGGUUUCCUAAUUCACAACCAACAAUGAUAAAUUCACUUCAGUCUGGGUCUCAAACGAGAUUGGAGAAAAGAAAUGUUUUUAGUCCAUUGCAGCAUGAUUAUCCCACGCCUGUGCACCAAGCAAUCACCGGUUCAUCAAAACAGACAAAAUUUUCUCAUAAUUCCAGUCUGAAUACACUUGAUUCCACUAUAAAUUCGUUUCAGAAGAGUUCUACUAUCAUCACUUUCCAGCAACAGAAGCAACACAAAAUACAUCAAACGAUGCAGCCACAGAACCUAAAGCAAGAAAAUCAACUUCAGUCGAUUCAGCAGAGGAAGCAACAAGUGUUUACAGAAGAUGCCCAACCCAGUAUUAGUUCAGGAUUUCUUCAGUGUUGUCACUCAAUUGACUUGGAACAUCCUGAUCAAACUCAACCACCAAGAAGUCCUGUCCAAUUUCAUUCCACCUCUCAAAUAUAUCAGAGUUCUUCUCUUCAAGUUAGCCAAUGAAAUCUAGGGUCACGUCUUUCAAAAGCUGGUACAGUGUUUCCAUCUGCAACACCAGUAGACCUUGAGAAACGCCCCUCUUCUGUUUCUGUACUUUCAAACUCAGAUUGCAAUCAGCAAACAGCUGCUCCAAAGCAGCCACUUGAGCGCUUACUUAAAGCGGUUGAAUCAGUUUCACAAAAAGCACUGAGUGCCUCUGUUCAAGAAAUUGAUAUGAUAGCUGGAACCACAAUUGAUAAUGUAUCCAAAGGUUCUGUUGGUGGGGGUUUGGCGUGUAGAAUGAGAUGUCAAAUACAAGCAAAGAACUACAGGUUGCAAAAUGGACAUGUUUUUGUGGACAAGAUGAAGCACCGGAUCAGUUACAUGGCCCAUAAUGCAACUUUGUUAUCUGCCAAUGAAAUUUGUAGUUUUAAGCGGUUAGCUGAUGAUUUAAGUGACCUAGAUUCAACUGCAAGAUAUCAGAUCAAGCGGCCCAGGAUUGAGCCAAAAAAUGAACUCCGGAAUGAAAUCAAAUGCAUAAACCAGCAGUUAGUAGAAACCAUGAUAGAUUUAGAUUCAACUGAAGAUCUUGCUUCUAUUGAAACUGGUGAAGGAACUGUUAUCAGAUGCUCCUAUAGAGCUGUGGCUCUGAGUCAAAAUUUGAAGUUGCUGUAUGCUUCAUCCCAUAUGCUGCCAGUGCUUUCUUUAUGGUUGCUUGUUCCUGCUGAUUACCCAAAUUCUUCUCCUACAAUCUUUAAUGGGAUGGCUGUCCGCUGGAGCCAUGACAAUAAGGAGUCUAAAGAACUAUCGGAAAAUGCAAAGUUAAAGUUCAGCGUUGUUCUGCGCAUCCUUUCAGAGCCCAUAUCUCUUGGAGAGAUGGCGAGAGCUUGGGAAUUCUGUGCCCGUGAAGUAUUUCUUGAGAAUGCUCAGCAUAUUGGAGGAGAGUGCUUUAGUUCAAGAUAUGGUCGGUGGGAGAACUGCAUUACUGGUUGAUCUUUGUUGUCUACUAAAUGUGCAAAACUAAGAACGUUUGUAAAGAGCUUUAUUCUGUAUAGUUUUGCCUUGUAAAUUAGAUUACCAUGCCAUUUUCCUGUUACUUAGCAUCCUGUGGUUUAUAGUAUAAUUUAUAAUGUUAAAUGUGUAGAGUUUAUAGGCAAAGCCAAUAACAAGGU
Molecule: messenger RNA, 2268 nt
Organism: Quercus robur (English oak)
Lineage: Eukaryota; Viridiplantae; Streptophyta; Magnoliopsida; Fagales; Fagaceae
Product: mediator of RNA polymerase II transcription subunit 15a-like
Exons: 5
Coding region: 1331-2089 (252 amino acids)
Molecular function (GO): chromatin DNA binding; transcription coactivator activity
Source: RefSeq, a predicted model, not a curated record